UUAAAACCACUAGGCCGAAGCGACAUCUCCUCUCCAUGUUUUCCAGUAUUCCGACAUUUGAUUAUUUUUGGCAGCGAUGACAAGCUUUACCCAGGUGCAUGGAGAUAUAGCGACGUCAUAAGAAUGGGCACGGAGGAGGAUCGACUGAAGCUAGCGAAAACAGAACGUGAGAUACAGCCUGAUGAUCCGAUCAAUAUUCAAUACACAAGCGGAACGACCGGACAACCGAAAGGUGCCACUCUUACCCAUCAUAAUGUCUUGAACAAUGCUUACUUCGUUGGUAUUCGAGCUGGAUAUCAUGAACAGAAGACGGUCAUCUGCAUACCAAAUCCUUUGUAUCAUUGUUUUGGAUGUGUUAUGGGAGUUUUAUCUGCUCUCACUCAUCUGCAGACGUGCGUUUUCCCUGCACCUAGCUUCGAAGCGCUUGCAGCUUUACAGGCCAUUGACGAAGAAAAAUGCACCGCUCUCUAUGGCACUCCCACCAUGUUCAUAGAUAUGUUAAAUCAUCCCGAAUAUUAUAAAUAUAAUUAUGAUAGCAUCAGAUCAGGUACAUUAUUCCUUAGCAAAUUUGCUCUUCUCCUUCACUAUACUCUUGAAGGAUUCAUUGCUGGAGCUCCAUGUCCUAUCACACUUUGUAGACGCUUGGUCAAUGAGAUGCACAUGACAGAUAUGCAAGUAUGCUAUGGCACAACAGAAACAUCACCCGUGUCCUUUAUGUCCAUACGAGAUGACCCUCCUGAACAACGGAUAAAGAGUGUUGGACAUAUCAUGGAUCACUUGGAGGCUGCAGUUGUAGAUAAAUACGGUAAGAUAGUACCACGAGGUGAAAAGGGCGAAGUGAUUGUACGAGGCUAUUCCGUCAUGCGAUGUUACUGGAAUAGCGAGGAACAAACAAAGAAAGAAAUCACCGAGGAUAGGUGGUAUCAUACGGGGUAUGCGAUAACUUCAGCUGAUAAGCUUUUCCCUGCUCACACUUUUCAUUUUAGUGAUAUCGCUGUUAUGCAUGAUAAUGGUACGAUCUCAAUAGUAGGGCGAUCUAAGGACAUGAUUGUUCGUGGAGGGGAGAAUAUCUACCCAACUGAAGUGGAGCAAUUUCUGUUCAAACAUCCAAAAAUUGAGGAUGCGCAUAUAGUGGGCGUACCUGAUGAACGAUAUGGUGAAUCUGUAUGUGCGUGGAUUCGCUUGCACGAGUCGGCUGUUGGGAUUGUCACUGAGGAGCAGAUCAAGAACUGGUGUAAAGGAAAGGUAAGUGCUUAAUU
This is a messenger RNA of Cylicostephanus goldi, 1259 nucleotides long. The record is from the annotation of a GenBank genome assembly. NCBI's taxonomy places the organism in Eukaryota, Metazoa, Nematoda, Chromadorea, Rhabditida, Strongylidae.